This is a messenger RNA of Drosophila nasuta, 1794 nucleotides long. RefSeq lists its product as uncharacterized. NCBI's taxonomy places the organism in Eukaryota, Metazoa, Arthropoda, Insecta, Diptera, Drosophilidae. The record is from RefSeq and is a predicted model, not a curated record. Gene Ontology annotation, cellular component: SCF ubiquitin ligase complex. Gene Ontology annotation, biological process: SCF-dependent proteasomal ubiquitin-dependent protein catabolic process. Bases 272 to 1465 code for a protein of 397 amino acids. The transcript has 3 exons.
AAUUUUCUAAAUUAUUGCUCAUUUAAAAUGAUUUGGAUGCAAACUUUUCAUCGCGACUCUAAAGCACCGUUGUUUUCAGUGUUCCUUUAUGUUUUCAGUGUGUGCACACGCAUUUAUUUACGCCGAUCUGGCAGCGCUGGCGUCCAAGGCAACCUUGUGAUGACCAUUAGAAAAAAGAACGUUUUAAAAGAGUUUGAAGAUCCAGUUUCUGUUUUGUGUUUUUAUGUCAGUAUCGUUUAGCAGUGAAAAUUGAUUCAGGCUCUUAUUGAAAAUGUCACAAAUGUCUGAGCUGCAGACAUGUCCCAUUCUGUGUCUGCACGAGGACCUCGUGCAUGAGAUUUUCUCCUAUUUGCCACAACUCUGCGACAAAGUGCGUUUGGCGUGUGUGGCGCCCAAUUUCAUGCACGUCUUUAGCAAAUGGGUGCGAUCGCGUCGACAUGCGUUGAACGCUGAGGAUGUGGAGCAGAUGCAGUUGGGUGAAAUGAUUGAUUUCUUCAGUGUGGCAGGACCGUACAUAACCUCACUUACUGUUGACUGCUCGUCGUUUCAAAAGGAGUCGCUGAUUGUGGAGUUUAUAGCGGUCUAUUGCCGCAAUCUGGAGGAGAUCAGCUAUAGUAAUGUGACAGAUGAUUUCCAUUAUCGCGAACUAAUGACGCGUCUAACGCAACUGCGACGCAUUAGCAUCGAUUGCAUGGAUGACGAAGAUGUGUUGAAUUUUGAUCUUGAGGGGAAUACCGGGCUGGAAUCCUUUGAGCUCAUCAAUGGCUGCUACACGGGCAAACAUUUGUGCGGCUUUGAAAGGCUGCAGCGUCUUGUGCUACGCGAUUGUAAGCUCUUUGAUUCUGGGAAAUUUGGCAUUCCUCUCAAGCAUUUGCGUGUGCUGGUGUUGGAAGAAUGUAGCAUGUAUCACUCGUUGUGCGAAAAGAUUGUUAAGUGCUGUGGGGAACUCGAGGUGUUGUCCUUUUCCGGCUGCCAUCGGAUGUCAUCGAAAGAGCUGAACUUUCUAUCCACGCUCGCCGAUAGGAGAGACAACAUGCUCAAGUACCUGAAGCUAUCGGGGCCAUUUGCGAUAAGCAAUGAACAAGCACGCUAUUUGGGACAACUGAGUGCGUUGGAGGAGCUUCAUUUGAUUAAUGUAGUGGAGGAUGACCACUUCAGGUUCUUUAAUGAUCUGCCGUUGCUCCGUCUUUUUGGCAUGUCCUUUUGUGGUCGUGUCACGGACGUUGGUCUCAUGAGCCUGAUACGCAAGUGUCCGAUGCUUUCAUGCAUUAAUCUCAAGGAUUGCCAUCAGAUCACCGAUCAGUUUGUGCUCAAUGCCGUCUACUGUUGCAGCAAAAACUUGCCGAGUCGCGAUAUGUUGUUGAAUGUGGAGGGAACUAGAAUCAACCGCGAUAUGCUAAAGCAUCCGGAGUACUUGAAGCCGCAGAACAAAGUGAAGCUGAACUUUAAGAGUGAAACGGACUAGGAAGCGACCAUACACAACAUACAACAAUACAACACAACAAUGAUCCAUUUGUGUGAUCUGUAUCAGAUAAAUUGAUGGCGAGCACCUUGGAUGCACCUCUGGUCAUUUAAUAAUUAAACGAUCGAUCGACUAUAUUGACUAUAUCAGUUUGCAAUAAAUUUCGUAUUCAAUUGUUUGCUUGAACUUUUGCUGCACCAAUUGUAAUUGCAGCAGGUAUAAACACGUUAAAUGAGACAACUCGACUUUAGGAUACCCGAUACCACAUUUCGAUUAAAAGACAGUUUAAACAGUUUUUUUAAUAAUCAAUAUGAGGAUGAAUAAUAACUAAG